AUGGCGCUUUUGAUGAGACGAGAUCUUCUCUUGCCUCGCUGUUUUUACCUGGCGGUCCAUAGGCCAAGAAGGUCACUCUGGACAAGCCUCUGGAAGCCGAAGCCCGUCCCAAAGUUGCCCGAGGAACCAAGAUCACUCCCUAGCAGUGGCUUCCAGAUGGUUGAUGCUGAUCAGCUGGUAGAAGAAGAGGAGCUGCCAGGCUACAAGGCCGAUCGGUUCUAUCCUGUCCAUCUGGGAGACAUCUUUGAAGAGCGUUAUCAAGUGCUGGGAAAGCUCGGGUUUGGCUCUUCCUCAACCGUUUGGCUGGCUCGAGAUCUCAAAGACCAUCAGUAUGUCACACUGAAAGUGUAUGUACACACCUCUGCUGUUUACCGCGAGAUAACCGUCUACGGCAAUAUCUCGCCGCAUAUAAAGGCAGUCAAAUCUCAUCGUGAACGCCUCAAUAUCCGGCAGUUACUCGACCCAUUCACGCAUCUCAUUCUUGUCCAUCAGGCCGCCCAGAUGAGCCUGCGUGACAUGAAAACGGUCUUCUUUCCCAAAGGCUUUGCCGAAGAGUUCGUCAGAGGUGCGAUCAUUGAGCUUCUCCAGGCCUUGGAUUUCUUGCAUCGCCAUGCAGAGGUUGUACAUGCCGCUCACGUAGCUGGAGACGUACACUCCGGGAACAUGCUUUUAGGACUUUGGGAUAACACCUUGCUUAAAAACCUCGAAGAUGCAGAGCUAAGGGCUCCCGUGGCCUCCAAAAGAGGGCCCCAUCCUGGUGAUAUCAUGCCACUAGAGUACCGUGCUCCCGAAACACUACUAUACGUGACAUGGAGCUAUCCGGUCGACAUAUGGAGUGUCGGUCUCACGGCAUGGGAUCUCCUGGGUCUAAAAAGACCUUUUACAGCCAGAGAAGAGGACGGUGGCGUGUGGAUGGUUGGCCUCGCAGAGAUUCCAGAGGGCUGGACCCUAGAGUCAUUGCUCGAGCGUCGUCUCGAAGACAGGGAAGGAUUUAUGCGGUUUAUUCGCAAAGCUCUGACUUGGAUGCCGGAGCAGAGAGCCACCACUAGGGAGCUUCUUCGGGAUCCGUGGCUGCUGGGUAGUAGUUGGAACAUGAUAAUAGUUAGUUCAUAG
This is a messenger RNA of Nannizzia gypsea CBS 118893, 1113 nucleotides long. RefSeq names its product serine/threonine protein kinase. The transcript has 7 exons. Gene Ontology annotation, molecular function: protein kinase activity; ATP binding. Lineage: Eukaryota; Fungi; Ascomycota; Eurotiomycetes; Onygenales; Arthrodermataceae. The record is from RefSeq and is a predicted model, not a curated record. Bases 1 to 1113 code for a protein of 370 amino acids. Gene Ontology annotation, biological process: regulation of mRNA processing; protein phosphorylation; spliceosomal complex assembly.